Phlebotomus papatasi is the source of this 4343-nucleotide messenger RNA. It is a transcript of the gene l(3)73Ah, whose product is annotated as polycomb group RING finger protein 3. The record is from RefSeq and is a predicted model, not a curated record. NCBI's taxonomy places the organism in Eukaryota, Metazoa, Arthropoda, Insecta, Diptera, Psychodidae. Gene Ontology annotation, biological process: regulation of transcription by RNA polymerase II. Gene Ontology annotation, cellular component: PRC1 complex. The transcript is spliced from 4 exons. Bases 126 to 809 code for a protein of 227 amino acids.
ACUCAACACCUGUGGCGCUAGUAUACAUGUGUCGUGUCGAGUGUUUUUGAUGGUGUUUUUUUCUGAAUAAGGGAGAUAAAAGAAGAGAAAAUUUUGCGAAAAAUAGUGCAAUAAAUAGGAGUGAUAUGAUUAUGGAGAGGAAAAUCAAAUUAAAGACUCUCAAUAGUCACAUCACAUGCAAAAUAUGCCGUGGAUACUUUAUCGAUGCCACCACAGUUACCGAAUGCCUGCACACUUUCUGCAAAAGUUGCUUGGUGAAGCAUUUGGAGGAGAACAACACAUGUCCUACUUGUGGCAAUGUCAUCCAUCAGUCGCAUCCGCUCCAAUAUAUCAGUUUCGACAGAACAAUGCAAGAUAUCGUGUACAAAUUGGUUCCAAAUCUCCAAGACAAUGAGAUGCGACGCGAGAGAGAGUUUUACAAGACAAGAAAUCUACCCUGCCCAAAAGACCUGCCGCAAAACCACGAACUGGAAGAAAGUGGAGCUGAUAAGCUCAAUGAAGCUCAUGCUGAAUCCGAUUACCAUCGUCAGGAUGAGCAAGUGAACGUGUGCUUAGAGUGCAUCAGUAACAAUUUGAAAAAUCUCAAGAGACGCUUCAUCAGAUGCAGCUCCCAAGCAACAAUUACGCAUCUCAAGAAGUUUGUGGCCAAAAAGGUGUUGAAUGGAAUGGACAAAUACAGAGAGGUGGAUAUACUGUGCAAUGAUGAACUCCUGGGGAAGGAUCAUACCCUCAAAUUCGUCUACGUGACCAGAUGGCGAUUUCGGGAUCCGCCUCUGCGACUGCAGUACAGACCUAGAAUAGAACUGUAGAGUCACCAUUGUCCACACUGACCCAUCCCAUGUCACCCCAUAGAUCUCAUUUCGUGUCCCUUCAUCCUUUCAUCCCCAUUAGCAUUUAUACCCUGGAUACCCUUCCUUCCAUAUUUAAUCCUGCGCUAGGGAUUCAGGAUAAAUUGUAAGUAGUGACUAUAUUUUGAUUAUGCAGGAAAUUUUAUCAGAUUUUUUUUCGAGAAAAAUACAGUACUGUGUUGGAAAUAGUAACGCAGAGAUAGCUUGAAAUCGAAACUUAUAAUCACAAAAAAAAAUAGUACUAGUAGAUAAUUUUUUAAAUCUUUUAUUUUAUUUAUUGGGAAAGGAUCACAGAAUUUGUUAAGCAUUUAUUUUUCAAGAGUUGUGUAGAUUUUAAAAUUAAAAAAAAAACAUCAUUUUUGGGAAUAUUUAUAUCACAAAUAUUAAAUUGAAUAAUAUGGUGAAAAUGUUUUAAAAAAUCGUAUAUUUUAUUUUAUUUAUUUAUUUUUUAAAUGUUUUAACUGUGUUAUCACACUUGCAUAUUAAAAUUUUAAUAUGAUUCACAUUAAUUGUCGCUGGUGAGAGUCCAAAUGUGUAAUUUGUGUGUUUGAAUCAUUUUAUAUUCAAAAUUUGAUCUAUUUGUUGAUAAAAAGGUAGACUUGGCCCGCAAAAUUUGAUAUAAAUGGAUUUAUAGCAUUAAUGCGAAAAAUUAAUGCGAUUUUCUCUUUAAUUUUUUAAUGUGAAAAAUAUUUAUGCUUUAGGUAAAUUUAAAAUUAUUUUUGCAGGCCAAGUCCACUUCUUUAUCAAUAAAUAGAAAAAUCCCAAAUAUUAAGUGACUCAAAGACACAAAUAACAUAUUUGGACGUUCACAAGUGACAAUUAAUGUGAAUCACAUUAAAAUUUUAAUGUACAAGUGUGAUAACGCCGUAAUAGGUAGAUCAAAUAAAUCUUAGGUUUAGUUUUCUGGUUAGUGCCGGCAAAUUUUUAAAUAUCAUUGUUCUAAUUUCCUUUUUUUUAAAUAGAAAAUGGCUAAAUUUGCUCAUGGCGUUAGCAUUACUUUUUCAAUUUUGGGAUAUUCAAUCGAUUUUAAUUUUUCUCUGGAUCCAUCAAAUUGAAAUCGGAUAUAAUUGUCUCCUUCUGUAAAAAAUAGAAAAUUGAAAUUUCAAUUCUCAUUUGACAGAAGGAGAUUUAUCUGAUUCCAGUUUGAAAAAGUGAAAUGUAAAGUUUCAAUAAGUCCCGGGUCAGAAUCCCCUUUAGGUCACCAGGAAUUUUUCUGGCGUUAAAGGUGUACGGAUUGCAUUCAGUGUGCUUCACUGCACUUGAUUCCACGGGCAUGGGACUGACAACCUCAUCCCGUACAAGAAAAAAUAAUAAUGCAUGUCUAGAAAUCCCCUUGCGGGAAGGCCUUGGUCCUUCAUGGAAUGUUGUGCCAGCAUUAUUAUUAUUAUUAUUAAAGUUUCAAUCAAUUGAAUUUCAAUAAAUUAAAAUGGUGUGCUAAGUGCCUAAUACAAUAGAAAUAAAAUAUUAAAUAUUGACAGUGUCAUUAGAUUUUGACUGAUGUUUAAAACGCUAAAAACUGGCGUAGAUUGUCAAUGUAGCAUUUUGAUCACGCCCUUUUCUAGCCAAAGAACGCAGUGGCAAUUGUACGCACUAAAAAAAAAGGAUUUCUUUGAUAUGUGGGAUAUUGAAGCAAAUUGAUUACGUUUCUGUCGAAAAAAAACUGUCAAUUUCUUUUCAAUAAUGCCAAAUAUGGAAAUAAAUUUCUCUAAUUGCGACCAUUAGGGGAAGAUGGGGCAACUUUGACUGGGAUUAAUAUAUUUUUAAGGGAAACUGAGUUUUAGCAUGAUGUAAUUUAGGUAGAUAAAACAAUUGCGGAUCCAAAUAAAAUAAUAGUAAGGACCAGCUUCAUUUAGAAAUAGGCGAAAAAAUCAAGUAGCAAUGCAGCCCCACAGUUGAAAGUAGCCCCACCUCCUCCUAUGUUUUGUUCAUCUAAAUUCACAAAAAAAAAAAGAGAUAAAAUCGAAUUAUUUCAUUACACAUUCUGAUUGAGACAUUGAGUUUUGUGUCUGAAAUUUGAAUUUGAAAUGUUUAGCAAUCUGUUACUUGUAAUCUUAAAAGCAGAUUAUUGAGUAACCAUAUUAGCUUCCGAAUGUUCCAGUCUUCGAAUAUUUGAAUUUUUCGGAUUUCUCAAGAAAAUAGGACAUCACUUCUUGUUCGAAAGCAGUUCACCAGAUAUUACACAGUAAACACUCUCCGAAUUGGGUAUUAAAGAAAAAAGAGCCAAUUGAGUGAGAAUCUAUUGUAAUAAUUUAGCAUCAACAAAAAAUGACAAAAUGUCUUUUAUUAAAUCACAUUCUAAUCACAAGACAAUAAUUAUUCUGGUUAUUUAAAAUGUUUCUUAUAUGUGCGAAAAUGAACUUUUAAUUUUUUUUAGGUUAGGUCGAAGUAAAAAAAAAAUUUAAAACGCAAAUUUAUCCGUCGCCCUUUUUCAAUGCUUGAUUUAUUUAUUAUAAAAGACGAUUCUAAUGCUUCUGACAAACCUUUUAGAUCAGUAUAAUUUCUUAAAUCAAAAUUCGCGUUUCUUUUUCAAAAGAUUUGCAUAAGUCUAUCCCACUCUUUCAUUAGUAAGUAAAAUUAAUAUUAGUAUGCAGAUGAACAAAGUCAUUGCAUUUCAAAAAGUUUAACGCCCGAAUUUCUCUCUAAUUCGGGUGACAGUUCGAUCCCAAAUACACGAAUUUGAAAGAGUCUACUGUAGUAGUGUAGAGGCCAUAAAUUGUCUAUAUCGACCCGAGUGAGUCCGUCAGCCUUAUAUAAAAUAGAAGAAGAACAGGCCAUAAAUUAGAUUGAAAGGAUUGAACUAAAUUGAAUUUGUUAUGAUGUUCAAAAGAAGAAGAAGAAUGGUCCUGAAGAUUGGGGUAGACAUAUACAACACGUUUUUAAGAAAGAAAGGAAUGUGAAUUUCGAUCAUAUGAAAUCUUGCUGAUCUAAAAGGUGUGCAAGAACCAUAAAGUUUGAAAUUUUGUGUGAUCUAACUUCGAAAAAAUCAUCUCUUAAUAGAACACUACUUUUUAUUUAACAAAAAAGUUUCUCAAAAUAUCAAUCCAAAAGAAUUUAACCGGGUAGAACUCGGCAAAACAGAUCGUAUUUGGGUUUUGAUAAAUUUUUCUGCUUCCUAUUAAAUGCCGCAGGAAAAUGCAAAAAAAAAAAUUAAAUUGUAUUUUUUUAUACAUAAAAAAUCAAUUUGAAAGUUGAUCUCAUUUUAUUAUUUUAUAUUUAUUUAUUGUUAUACAAAUUAAACAACAAUAUCACAUUUUCGAUUGAUUUAAGAAACUAUUCUCUGUGCUAAUAUUUUCGACACAAGACUGUAAAAGAAUAUCGCUACGUACGAAUAUUUUCCUGAAUGUCCUAAAAACUGCAAAAAUUUAACUUUUAGACUCCAUUAAACAUCACAGUCCAAGAUUUCCUCAUUCCCUCCUUCCCAUUUUACCCUCAAAUUGUACAUUAUCUUCAUUAUUAUUCUUAUAUAUAAUUAUAUGAAUUUACAUUAUGAUAAAU